Octodon degus (degu) is the source of this 1042-nucleotide messenger RNA. RefSeq names its product D-tyrosyl-tRNA deacylase 2 (putative) (gene Dtd2). The coding region runs from base 1 to 507 and encodes 168 amino acids. The transcript has a single exon. Gene Ontology annotation, molecular function: D-tyrosyl-tRNA(Tyr) deacylase activity. Gene Ontology annotation, cellular component: cytoplasm. Gene Ontology annotation, biological process: tRNA metabolic process. The record is from RefSeq and is a predicted model, not a curated record. NCBI's taxonomy places the organism in Eukaryota, Metazoa, Chordata, Mammalia, Rodentia, Octodontidae.
AUGGCUGCCGACAGCGGCGCUCCGCAGGCCCGGGCGCUCCUUCAGCAGUGCCUGCACGCGCGAUUGCAAGUUCGCCCAGCCGAGGGAGACGCCGCGGCCCAGUGGGUGGAGAUUCAGAGAGGAUUAGUGAUCUAUGUAUGUUUCUUCAAGGGAGCUGACAAAGAACUUCUUCCCAAAAUGGUUAAUACACUGUUAAAUGUGAAAUUAAGUGAAACAGAAAAUGGCAAGCACGUCUCUAUAGUGGAUCUACCUGGUGACAUUCUUAUCAUCCCUCAAGCCACCCUUGGGGGCAGAGUGAAAGGAAGAAACAUGCAGUAUCAUUCUAACUCUGGAAAAGAAGAAGGAUUAGAACUUUAUUCACAGUUUGUGUCUCUGUGUGAAAAAGAAUUAGCUGCUAAUGCCAAGUGUGCUGGAGCUGGGGUUGUAGUGGAACACGGCACUUACGGGAACAGGCAGGUAUUAAAGCUGGAUACCAAUGGACCGUACACUCACUUAAUUGAGUUUUGAAAAGUUACAAAUUAGUUUACACAACAGUUUUCUAUAAGUAAUGAUCUGAACUAUAAUUAGAUUUCCUUCUCCUUCAUUUUAAGUAUACUGAUCUGCGGCAGGCUUUUUUCAGGCUUUUUUCUUCGUGUCGGUGGGGAUUGAAUCCAGGGCCUGGCAGGCACUAGGCAAAGGCUGUGUCACUGGAGUAUAGCUCCACCCCCAGUCUGCAGCAUUUUUCGACAGGAACAUCCUGGAUCUCCAAAAUGACUGCAGAUUGCUAUCUAGGUGACUUUGCCAAAUCCCCUAAGCUCUGGAUCUCAAUCUUUUGUCCUGCUUCCUCCAACUUUCCACUUGAAAAUUUGAAAAAUGUUGUCUGUUCAUUUCAUUGUUACUAAAGAAAUCUUAAGCAUGUUUUCAAAAUGAUGAAAUAUGUACAACCAAGACAAUCAAAUUUGUUAUACCCUCAAGUGGAUGCAUGUGUAAUAAAAAUAGUUGUUUUAAAAUUAAGUACAAAAAGAAAGAGAACUUGGGAUGCAGAAAUGGAGAAACUAAAAAG